ACACAGACAGUGAGAGAGAACCAGACUGCUACUUUUCACUGCUCGGCCAACGGCAACCCGCAGCCUACGGUGACCUGGACCAAGGUGAACGGCUCCUUGAGAGAUGGUUCUGUGAAAGUGGGUCAUGGCAGGAGGCUUGAUAUAAUACACCCGACAUUAGAUGACUCUGGGCAGUAUAAGUGCACUGCAGUUAAUAUACUGGGGCGAGAUGAGAAAAUUGUUAAGCUUAUUGUUGGAGGUGAGUGGCUUCUGAAAAUUAACGCGAUUUUCGUUCUCCAUUUGAUUUCAAUUCAAACAGGAGCCAAGUCAGUGUUAACUUCAUUAGUUUCUGAAUUCACUGCUACCAGUAAUCGUCAGUUUAAUCACUAAAAGGUGUUUUUACUGAUCGACUCACUAGCAAUUAAAAAGUGAUGAUGUCCAGGUUUGAUUCGAAAGAAGGUCAGAAAUCAGAUAUCCUAAAAUGACACAAAAUCAAUUAUAUAAUAUUAUUGCUUGUCGUCUUUCAUAAUAAUAAUAAUAAUAAUAAUAAUGAUAAUGAUGAUAAUAAUAAUAAUAAAAAUUCUUAAAUUUAGAAAAUACUCUUACCCGCUUCACAAUUAUCAUAGUGAGGAUAAAAUUAAGAUAGAAAUAAAUUAAAUAUGUCAAUAGUCAAUCGCAAAGUGAACCAGUGUAAAUCCAAAGGAAAUACAAUGAAUUGUCUUUGAGGCUCGACUGAUAAACUCACUGACAAUUUUCUAUUUCACAGUUAGCCCGCGAUUCACCAGAGUCCCAGGACCUUUUCUUGUUAUAAAAGAAGAUGCAGUAGCAUCAGUUACUUGUGAAGCCUUCAGUUAUCCACCCUCUGUGGUCACGUGGACGGGACCUCUGGUAGCUUUGCCAAAGGGGCGGAGCAGUGUUACCAACGGAACAUUGACAAUUCAAGACUUCUCUGCUGUAGACACUGGAAAAUACGUUUGCACGGUGAAAAACAAACUUGGUUCAGUCUCGGCUGUCACUACCUUGAGUAUCCAAAGAAAACCAGGUAUUAAUUAAAACAAGCUGCAAGUUGUAUUUAAACUGCUGAACAGGCCCGAGUUUGGGAAUUUUUUCCAGAAUUUCGAGGAGUUAACUGCUUGGCCACCACCCCUCCACGGAAACACAAUACUUUUAUACAGCCUAAAAAGCAGUCGAACCUCUUUAAGCGGAUAGUACACGAUCAAUAUUUCCAACAGUUCAGUCUUUGUUUUGUAAUUUAUUUUAAAGGUAUCGAUAAAAUAGCGAGAGAAUAAAACCGGCGGUUACAGAAUCCCACAACUAGGAGCUCCUGGCGGGUAUUAGUAUAUGGAGCAAGACUCAACUGAGCACCGUUAAAAUUCUUAUGUAAAUAAGAGUACAUCAAAAUUAAACCAGUGUUAAACAAUGAGCAGAUUAAUUUUUCCUGCUUAAAGUUAAAUUGGUGUUGUUUACCUCAAUUUUAA
This is a messenger RNA of Porites evermanni, 1457 nucleotides long. NCBI's taxonomy places the organism in Eukaryota, Metazoa, Cnidaria, Anthozoa, Scleractinia, Poritidae. The record is from the annotation of a GenBank genome assembly.